Messenger RNA from Aspergillus puulaauensis, 1812 nucleotides. Its product is annotated as putative capsule-associated protein CAP1. The record is from RefSeq and is a predicted model, not a curated record. Lineage: Eukaryota; Fungi; Ascomycota; Eurotiomycetes; Eurotiales; Aspergillaceae. The transcript has 2 exons. Bases 1 to 1812 code for a protein of 603 amino acids.
AUGGCUGCACGAUCUUAUCAGCGCCUGGGCCUACUAGUGGCAACGGGGUUUCUGGUAUUUUUGUCGCUGGUUUUUCUCGAGAGCCGCAAAUCGGGGGCAUUUGGGAAUCAGGAUAUCGCUCCUCCUGCACAGGCUUCCCCUCCAUCACAAUUACAACAAGAUGUUGAGCUCUCGACUGACCCUGCCUCUAACGCUUCGGGCGCUGUGCACCCAAUAGCCGGUCUCGUCGAUGAUGCAGAGAAACAGCUCAACCAGCUCCUGGAGCGUCAGUCCAAAACGCUGAAAGAUGCGGUCAACGAAUAUCGCCGGCGCUACAACAUGAACCCCCCACCACACUUUGACAAAUGGUUUGAAUACGCUCAGUCGAAGGGCGUUGAGCUGAUCGACGAGUACGACACUAUCUAUCAUUCUUUGCUGCCCUUCUGGGGCCUUUCGCCCCAAACUAUUCGCGCCCGCGCCCGCGAGGCUCUUGGAGGUGGUAACGGCCUGUAUGGAGUUCUUGUCAGAAAUGGAAAGGUAUCGUUGAUUGAAGGACUUGGGGAAGAAGACUGGCGAAGGCCGGCUACACAAGGCAUGGUCAAGGAUUUCGUCAAGUAUUUGCCCGACAUGGAUUUAGCAUUUAAUGUCCAUGACGAACCACGAGUCAUUUCGCCCAAUGAUGAUCUCCAAAGACUAGUUUCGAUAGCAAAAGACCAUGCCAUCCCACGUGCUUUCGCGACACAAUCGGCCGUCAACGCAUGGUCGGCUCGGCCACGCGACGUUAACAAAGGGGACCGCAUCGAGGGAGUGCGCACCACUCGUUUCAAUACGAUAUCUCGCCAGCCGGCCUGGAUUGAAUCGAGAAUGUCGUGCCCCGCCGAUAGCCCUGUUCGAUCCCUCGACGAGAACCCACCAGACGACACUACGGGAUACGCUCAUACAGAGUUUGGUUUCAUCCACAAUGCGACGGCCUUUUCGGAUGUGUGCAACACGCCUUCCUUACGUGACACGUUUGCGUUCUUUGAACGGCCCAAUACCUUCGACGUUGUCCAUGACCUUUUCCCGAUCUUCUCCCAAAGCAAGGUUUCUACCUUUCAGGAUAUUUUGUACCCUAGCCCCUGGUAUUGGGAUAAGAGGGUAGAAUAUGUGGCGCCAGAGGAUCUUAGCUGGGAAGAAAAGAUUGAUAAAUUAUAUUGGAGAGGUUCUACAACUGGUGGGUGGUCGGUAAACGGGGGCUGGCGGCGACAGCAUCGACAAGUAAUGGUCGGAAACAUCAACUCUCUGGGUAAGGUCAAGGUCCUUGCCAAGAAUGACGAUGGACAAUGGGAAUCUAAAGAGGUUGAUCGCCGCAACUACCACGACCUCUUUGAUGUUCACUUCACCUUUAUUCAACAGUGUGACGAGCACGACUGCGCCGCCCAAGAGGAGUUCUUCGAUUUGACACCACAGGUAGAGCAGAAAGGGGCUUGGUCUUACAAGUAUCUCGUUGAUGUUGACGGAAACGCCUUUAGCGGACGGUAUCACGCAUUCCUCGAAAGCAACAGCUUAGUAUUCAAAGUUUCUAUGUUCCGAGAAUGGCACGAUGAGAGGCUUAAACCUUGGCUUCAUUAUAUACCAAUGAGCCUGAAGGGAAACGAAUUCGUCGAGACCAUGCGCUAUUUUAUAUCGGAAGAAGAAGGCAAGGCCACAGGGCCUCGCCUAGCUCAGAAAGGAAAGGAUUGGGCCCAAAGAACAUUGCGCAAACAGGAUAUGGAGGUUUGGUUCUUUAGGUUACUCUUGGAGUACGGGCGUUUGGUAGACGAUAAUAGAGAGAACCUGGGGUUCGUGGCGUGA